AUGGACGACUGUAAACCCGUGGCUACUCCCAUGGUUGCGAAUGAGAAAUUCAACAAAGACGAUGGUACACCAAAUGCAGACGCAUCCACAUACCGAAGCCUGAUUAAAAGCUUACUAUAUCUAACUGCCACAAGACCAGAUAUCAUGUACGCAACAAGUAUGCUAUCAAGGUUCAUGCAAAGUCCGAGUCAAGUUCACUAUGGAGCCGCGAAAAGAAUAUUGCGAUAUUUGCAAGGCAUAUUCUCGUGGUCAUCGAAAAUGCAAGAUUGUGUGGUGCAAUCAUCAACAGAGGUCGAGUAUGUCGCAGCAACACUAACGACAAGUCAAGCUAUUGGCUCAGAUGUAUUCUUGGAUACAUGGGUGAACACCAAGAAAGUCCAGCAGAGAUAUACUGCGACAACAAGUCAGCAAUAG
Striga hermonthica is the source of this 414-nucleotide messenger RNA. NCBI's taxonomy places the organism in Eukaryota, Viridiplantae, Streptophyta, Magnoliopsida, Lamiales, Orobanchaceae. The record is from the annotation of a GenBank genome assembly.